Messenger RNA from Penicillium cosmopolitanum, 969 nucleotides. RefSeq lists its product as uncharacterized. The record is from RefSeq and is a predicted model, not a curated record. The transcript is spliced from 6 exons. The coding region runs from base 1 to 969 and encodes 322 amino acids. NCBI's taxonomy places the organism in Eukaryota, Fungi, Ascomycota, Eurotiomycetes, Eurotiales, Aspergillaceae.
AUGUCACAGAGUCAAAGUCAAUAUUCUAAUUUUGUCCCAUCAUUAUAUAAUAGGAAUACAGAGACUCUUGGUUACUUGACCCUAUUACGGAAUACUACUACAUCUUCCGGUAGCCAGAAUCAAUAUCUUAUCGAUACCCUUGAGCCUUACAGCAAGCCAGACUUUCUCUGCCUAGUUGACCCUCCACUAAUCCCUGACUCACUUCUAUGCGAUUUGAACCGAAGUAGCGAUGUCUGGCAAGAAUACAAUCAGGUUGCAUUAAUCAAGAACGGAAUACCUAAGGUUAUAUGUAAGCGAUGCGGUACAAUUCUAGAGCAUCUAAUGAAUAGUCUUCUGAUAAAGAAAGGUUACCAAGGGACUUCUACAAUAAAGAAGUAUUUAGGUACUACAAACUGUAUCCAGGCAGGGCAGGGCAAAGGAGGCUUAGGGAUUUCUCGGUUUUUAAAAACAAAGGAGGAGGAACUACUUCAGUUUACUACUAUCAACCGACUACCGAUACAACUUUUCGAAGCUCCCAAGCUUAGCAAGAUUAUCCGUAUUGCCCGUUCAGCACCCUCUGAGCCCUUAAUACCCUCUGCUAAAACAAUACGUCGCCGCUUACACUCUAUUCAAUCGGCCCUCCGAACCCUUCCUCCUAAUACUAAGCUUUUGCUUACACUUAACUGCUGGACGUCACCCUAUAAUCAGGCAUUUAUAGCAAUAACUGCUUACUUUAUAUACCAAGAGGUGUUGCUUAGAUUUAAGCUAGUGCAUGGCGUACACAGCGGUUCUAACCUGAGCCAAAUUACUGAGCAGUAUUCUGCUGCAGCAAAAAAGAAUACCCAGAACUACAGUAUUACAGCAACACUCAAUAAGAUUCGAUAUCUGGCUAUAUACGUUAAUGCCAGUCCUCAACGUCGUAAGACCUUUCUUCAACUCCAACCAAAAGAACCUCGACUAGUACCUGUUCAAGAUGUUAAGACCCGUUAG